Seriola aureovittata is the source of this 10781-nucleotide messenger RNA. RefSeq lists its product as uncharacterized. The transcript has 47 exons. Gene Ontology annotation, molecular function: protein binding; zinc ion binding. The coding region runs from base 94 to 10632 and encodes 3512 amino acids. Lineage: Eukaryota; Metazoa; Chordata; Actinopteri; Carangiformes; Carangidae. The record is from RefSeq and is a predicted model, not a curated record.
GAAAGGCGAAAGGAAAGGAAGAUGGCUGCCAGUGUGCUAGCUACCAUUGCUACCCUUCUUGCUUCUACUGUGGAGUAUUAAUGUGAAGUUGUCAUGGAAAUGCAGAAAAGACCUCUGACUCCUGAGGAAGAUGCUCUUGAGCACAUAGUUGCCUGUAGAGACAAACCUUUCCUGGAAGAAAGGUUUAUAGAUUCAUUUAAAGGGAGAGGACUGUUCACCCACAAAACCGUUGAACCCUCCACGUUUGUUGUUGAAUAUCGUGGGAACAUCUUUUGUCACAAAGACACAAGGCCCAGGGAGGAAUGUGGUGAUACUCUGAACAAUUAUUUGUAUGAGUUUUCGUGGAAAGGAGCAAACUGGUGUAUCGAUGCUUCUGAAGAGGACGGGAGCCUUGGAAGACUCGUAAAUGAUGAUCACAUAAGUCCCAACUGUGAAAUGAGGAAAGUUGUUUGUGAGGGGAAGCCACACUUGUGCCUUUUUGCGGUGAAAGAAAUAUCUCCAGGCGAGGAGAUAACGUACAACUAUGGUGAUUCCUCUUACUUGUGGCGCUCAAGGGAGUCCUUUGGUGGAUCAAGUUCUUCAAACACAGACUUUUUUGCCACUUCAUCAACACCAUGGAAUGAAAGGCUUGAGGACUCAGGAGCUUCCAGCAGUGAGCAGUCCUGCUCUGACGACAACGAUGAUGAUGAUGAAGACGAAGAAGUACCUAACAGUGGACCAAGCCAUGAUAGUGACAGCUUCACCAACACCAACAGUCAGCUGGAUUUCAGAGACAGUCCAUCUUUUACUGAGUUUGAUUCCUCUCAAGAGCCUUCAGGUUCCUUCAUGCUGCAGCCAGACGAUGCUUCAUGCAGUCAGCAGGAGGAUGAAGCUGCGUUGGACUCUGAUGAACAGGGCGCAGAUGAAGACUAUACACCCAGUGAGCCCAAAAAAACAUCUUUCACCAAUAAAAAUUAUUGUUAUGUUUGUGGGAAAGGUAUUUCUAAAUUUGCUCGUCAUCUUUUUAAGCAUGCUGAUGAAGAGCCUGAUAUCGCUGAAGCCUUUGCGUUACCCAAAUUCUCCAAGGAACGAAAAAGGUUACUGGACAGGUUACGAAACAAAGGAAACUACAAUCAUAAUCAGGAGGUGUUGAAGAAUAACAGCGGAGAGUUAAAAGUGAGAAGACGACAGACAACCGUGGCAACGAGUGCUAAAACAUGUGUACACUGUCUAUAUUGUAAAGGCAUGUUUAAUCGUAAGAACAUGUGGAAGCAUGUGUCCAGAUGCACUUCGAGGAAAAUGUUAAACCCUGAAACACCUGGCAAGACAAGGGUCUUAAGUGAGAUUGCUCUUGCUGAGUCACGAUUCUCCCAACAACUUCCUUCUGGUGUGUGGAAUAUGUUUUCAACUAUGAAACACGACCAGAUUUCUUUUGUAGUUCAAAACGACUACCUUCUGAUACAGCUGGCUCAGUACUUGACAGAGAAGUAUGGAAAUAAUCUAAAUAAACAUGAAUACAUCAGACAGAAGCUGAGAGAAAUGGGGAGACUCUUGUUAGCGCUGCAUGAAAAGUCAAUCUUCAACUUUGAAGAUGCCAUCAAACCCCAAAACUUCUACAAAGUUGUGGAGACGGUCAAAGGCAUUGCAGGUUUUGAUGAAAAAAACCAGGGUUAUGACAAACCAAGUCUGGCUUUGAAAAUAGGACAUUCACUCAAAAAACUGUGCAGGAUUGCUCUCAGUGUGACUGAUGACAACGAGCGGACGAGAGACACAAAGACAUUCAUGACACUGUGCACAAAAGAAUGGAGUGAACUAGUCUCCCAAACAGCUGUCGCUUCACUGAGCGGACGAAGAGUAAACAGCCCGUCCACCAUACCGUUCACACGCGACAUGCAGACUUUCUACAGGUACCUAGAAGCAGCAUCGGCUUCUGCCACUGACAGCCUGAAGAUGCAUGAAAGCCCACAGGUGUACAGGGCACUCUGCAGAGUGACGCUUGCACAGGUGUCAGUCUUAAACAAAGGUGCACCUGAGGUUUCAAAAAUGACACUGAAGUCAUUCCAGGAGAGGGACGACGCCGCCCAAGUGCUGUCCAAACACUUCAUCAGAAUAAAUAUCCUGAGCAAGACAGGCCAGAAUGUUGCUGUUCUGUUGACAUCUGAUCUUGUCAGUGCAUUAACGCUGCUCAUAAGCAAGAGGAUGACGUGUGGCGUACAUGAAGGCAAUCCUUUCUUGUUUGCAAAGCCGGACUUUUCGGCUUCGAGCCUUUACCAUGGAGGGCACUGCAUCAGGGCUUUUUCAAGUCUGUGUCGUGCAAAAAACCCAGAGCACCUCAGGUCGGUGCAUCUUCAGAAGCACAUAGCAAGAGUUUUCCAGAUUCUCAACCUGGAGAAUGAUGAGCUCGAUCACCUGGCCAAACUGCUGGGGCACAACAUUCGGGCUGACAGGGAUUACUACCGUUUGCCAGAGGCAGCUGUGGAACUGGCAAAGAUUUCGAAACUACUUCUGGCGAUGGAAAAGGGUUCUCUCGAAAGAUUCAAAGGGAACUCUCUGGAUGAAAUUGAUAUUGAAGAUGAAUUGGAGCCAGAUGUGGAGCAGGGAAACCCUAAAAACAGUGAUGCUGAAGAGGACAAUAAAGAAUCAGCUGUUUUACUUCAGCAGAAUGAUGAUGUGAAGCAACGAGGAAGACAGCUGAGUCCUGAGCAAGAGGCCCUGGAGCACAUAAAGUCUUGCAGAGACAAACCCUUCCUGCAGGAAAUGUUUAUUGACUCCUUAAAAGGGAGAGGUGUUUUCACCCAUGAAUCCAUUGAACCAUCCACCUUCGUUGUUGAAUAUCGAGGGAACAUCUUUACUCACAAAGAGACCCGGACAAAGAAAAGUGGUUAUACUUUGAACAAUUAUUUGUUUGACUUCUCUUGGAAUGGAACAAACUGGCGCAUUGAUGCUUCGUCAGAGGACGGGAGCCUUGGAAGACUCGUGAAUGAUGAUUACAAAAGUCCCAACUGUGAAAUGAGGACUGUUGUUUGUGAGGGGAAGCCACACCUGUGCCUGUUUGCAGUGAAGAAAAUAUUUCGAGGCGAUGAGAUAACGUACAACUACGGGGACUCCUCAUACCCCUGGCGCUCAACAGUUGUCCCUGAUGAUGGACCAAGUAACAGUUUUACCGGGAUCAACAACCGGCAGUGUCAGAAUGUGAAGACCAAUCCAGAGUCAGGUUCCUCUAAACGGCGGAGAUCUGUGCCUGAACCCAUCAACGAUGGUGAUGAAGAUGAUGAUGAUUCAUCCAACCAGCAGGAGGAUGAGGCUGACUCCAGCUCAGAUGUCUCUGCCUCUGAUGUGGAGCCCAAAGACCCUUCCUGUACCACGAAGAAUUAUUGCUACGUCUGCGGGAAAGCUCAGUCUAAAAUUUCUCGUCACCUUUUCACCCACAGGAAGGAAGAGGCCGAGAUCGCUGAAGUGUUGGCGUUACGUCGAAAAUCCAAGGCGCGAAAAAAGCUCCUGCAGAAGUUACGAAACAGAGGAAACUACAAGCAUAAUCAGGAGGUUUUGAAGACCCAAUGUGGGGAACUGAAAGUGAACAGAAGAAAGUCAAACAUGCCCCCCACUGCUAAAACAUUUGCACCCUGUAUAUAUUGUAAAGGCAUGUAUGGUCGUAAGGAAAUGUGGCGACAUAUGCGGAGGUGCCCUUCAAAGAAGUUCUCUCCUCCAACAGGCCGCAAGACUAAAAUCUUAACUUUGGUUGCUGCUUCAGUGUCUGCAGACCCCCAAGAAAUCCCAUCAGAGGUGAGGAAGCUGUUAAAAACCCUGAAGAAAGAUGAGGUUUCAUCUGUAGUUUGGAGUGAUUCUUAUAUUCUGCAGCUGGCACAGUGUUUGUGCCUCAUGAAUGAAAAGAAAGAAAGAGCCGAAGACAUCAAACAGAGGCUGAGGCUAAUGGGAAGACUCCUAAUAAUAUUAAGAAAAAAGUCGGUAAGUAGCUUUGAAGAUGCUAUCAAAACUGAAAACUUCAGCAAAGUUGUUGAAGCUGUCCGAGAGCUCGCUGGUUUCAAUGAGGAGACGAAGUCAUGUGACAGACCAAGUGUUGUGGUGAGAUUGGGAAAUUCCCUCAAGAAAAUGAGUGACAUCAGAUACGCCAGGGCUUUGAAAGAGGAAGCCGAUAAAGAGACGAUACAAGAUGCAGAGACUUUUAUGAAGUUGUGUGCAGAAGAAUGGAGCCACACCCCCUCAACAAUAUCAAAAAUAAACAGCCCGCCGACCGUACCGUUCACACAGGACGUGCAGCUCUUCUACCAGUGCAUGGAGAAGACAGCAACAUCUGCAGUCAAAAGCCUGACCAUGUAUGAGAGCGCUCCAGUCUAUAAUGCACUUCUCAGAGUGACAGUUGCACAGGUAUUGAUCCUAAACAGAAAUGUGUUUGAAGUUUCAAAAGUCACCCUCCAGUCAUUCCAGGACAGGGAGGAGACUGAGCUUCAUGGAGACGCUGCUGUUUGUCAGUCACAGUUUGAGCAAAUUCUGUCCAAGCGCAAUGUGAAGAUCAAUGUUAUAACUAAGAGUGGCAGAAAAAAUGUUGAGAAAAAAGUUGCUGUUACGUUGACACCCGAGCUGCUCAGCGCAAUAACACUGCUUGUGACCAAGAGAAAGGCAUGUGGCGUGCAUGAACGUAAUCCCUUUUUAUUUGCAAGACCUGUGGCCAUAUGUACAAGCUUCUACCAGGGACAGACGUGCAUCAGCACCUUUGCAGCUCGGUGUGGAGCAAAGAAACCAGAGAACCUCAGGUCUACUUUUUUUCGAAAGCACAUCGCAAGAAUUUUCCAGAUUCUCAGCUUCACAAAUGACGAGCUGGAUCAGUUAGCCAGAGUGCUGGGCCGGGACAUUCGGACCGACAGGGAGCAUUACCAGACGCCAGAGGCAGCACUCGACAUCGCAAAAAUCUCAGAGCUGCUCUUGGCAAUGGAGUAUGGAUCGCUUGAAAGAUUUGAAGGAAAAUCGUUUGAGGAAAUUGAGAUUUCAGAUGAAGUGCAGCCAUACGUGGAGCUGAACAAUUGUGAUGACGCUGAUGAUCCUGAAGAGGACGAUGAAGAUGCAGGCGGUUCUCUUCAGCCGAGCGAAGGCUCAUUUUCAUCAACUAAAAAACGAGUUUCUUCGUCGAGAAAACGAGGCAGAGGCAGGAGGAAGAAGAGUGAAAGUGAGGAGUCUGAGCUGAAUAAAGAGAAAAGUGAUGAGGACAACACAGAGAACAAUAUCAAAACACCUGAGGAAACACCAUCUCGUGGAUUUAGUGAUAAUGAUGAUGAUCAGGACAUGAAUGUGGACUUUGAUAUGGACAUAGACUCUGAUGAGGAUGUCAGAAAUGUGGAAAAUGAUGGAGAUGGUGACUCAAGUGCAUCAGCGGCGAUGCCUGUGAGGACAGAUGUCAAUAAAACCACGAAGCAGGAUCAUAAGAAGCAAACCACUGACACUGACUGUGAAGACACCAUGGACAUUGAUGCAGAGAAGCAUGUGGAGAAAAAAGAUAAAGAGAAAGAAAAGAAGAACAGAUUAUUAGCUGCAGUGACUGGAAUGAAAGAAGUGAAGAUAGUGAUCCCAAAACUCAGCAUGAAUUUGCAGACUCCAGUUCAUAUUUCCCAGUUAUCAUCUCUUUGUAAUAAGUGGCCGGUGAGGGAUCAACCUGACCAAGACGGCAGCAACCAGAGCGAAACAUCUUCUAGAUCCACAGAUGCCAAAAACAAGGCCGUUCACAUGACAUGCUCCCACUGCAACAAGAGCAUGAUGAUGGGACAGACUGCGUACCAGAAGAAGGGAUUCACUGAUGUCUUCUGCUCCAAAAACUGCCUGUUUGAAAUGUUCCCCAUCAACAAACCAAACACCAAGACCUGCCAUUACUGUCACAAGGCGAUAACGCAGCCUCUGGACCUCAUCAUGGCUGUAGUGGACAUUAAAGGAACUAUGAAGGACUUCUGCAGUUUGACCUGUGUGUCCUCCUUCAAGACCAACAGUGUGCCCACCCAACCACCACAGUCACUCUGCAGCAUGUGCAACAAAUCCUGCACUACCACAUGUGAGUUGACCCUGCAAGAAGGUGUCCACAAGUUUUGCAGCGACUCAUGCUUGGAAGGAUUCUGCAGGGACAACAUGCCCACCUGUGACAACUGCAGCUCCCUCUGCCACAACCAGCCGCUCAUGCUGGAGCUCGAGGAGGAAACGAAAGCCAUCUGCAGUGAGAAAUGUCUGCAAGAAUUCAAAGAGAAAAUCAAAACACCGCACCAGUGCACUAUGUGCCACACUAAUCGACCAAUGUCAGAUAUGGUUGACUACGAAAGCAGCAAGGGCGUGGUGGAGCUCUUCUGCACUCGCACCUGUGUGACGUCAUACAAGCUACGGCCUGCUAUCAUAUACAAGCUUCAAGGAAAGAAAAGCUCAGGUCGGUUGAAAAAGAGGAAAAAGGAAAAACAAUCCCAACAAAAAUCAAAUACUGAAGACGUGAUGGUCAGCUCUGACUCAACUGUAAACGAAAAUGAAGCCUCGAAAGGUGCUGAAUCGGACGCCACUCCAACACUCAUCAUCGCAGACUUGUGCGUUGUCUGUUGCAACUGCGGGAAGAGGCUGCCGAGAGGACAGACACUUUACCAGCCGAAGAGCUCGUUAGAGGUUUUCUGCUCUGCUUCUUGUCUCUCUGAAAGACACCCCCACUUCAAAAUGGUCACCAAGAACUGCUACAACUGCUGCCAGGUAAUAAUGCGGCCGCACAACGUCAUCCUGGCUCCAGUGGAUGAUUCAGGAGCUAUGAAGGAGUUGUGCAGCGAGACCUGCCUCAGCUCUGUCCAAUCCAAGAGGGACAUGGCCACCCCAAAACCCCCGCCACUAGUAGGACCCCGUUCAGAGUGCAGGAUGUGCGCCAGAUUUUGUUAUUGCAAAUUCAAGCUGACCCUGGAUGGUGUGGUCCAUAAACUCUGCAGCGACACCUGCUUCAUCAACUACCACAAAGUCAACAACCUGCCCGUGUCUACCUGUGACGUCUGCAGCUCCAUCUGCGCCGACAGACGAUACAUGCUGAAGAUGGAGGACGGCAGCAAAACCAUCUGCAGCGAAGAGUGUCUGGUCACGUGCAAAGAGAAAGUCAGGACACCUCAGCUGUGCCCCACGUGUCAGACUUCACAUCAGCUGUCAGACAUGGUUGAAAAUAAAAACGAAGAGGGCAGGUUGGACUUCUUCUGUAGCAACAGAUGUAUGAUUGUGUAUAAGGCGCCGUCUUUCACUGUGACAGAAAAGAUCAACCCUUCAUCUGAAGAGAGCGAUAUCAAAGAUGUGAAGCCGUCCCUACCAAAUCUGGACUGUAUAAAAGAAGAGCCCAUCGAUGAGGAGUACGACCAGGUUCUUCCACCUUCCAUAUUUGCAGAGGACAUCAAGGAUGAGCCAAAUGUGGCGAAGGAGGACUUGAAGAUCGAUUCUGUCUUCUCCUUGACGACAGACUCCACCUCGGCACCACCCACUGUCACCCACAUGGAUUUACAUGCGUCUUGUUCCAACUGUAAAAAGGUCCUGAUGGAUGGAGAGACAGUUUACCAGAGGAAAGGCCACGCAGAUAUCUUCUGCUCCACUUCCUGCCUUUUAAAAUUUUACCAAAUGAAACCUGUUAAGAAAACCUGCCAGUUCUGUCUUCAGUUGAUGACACAGUCUCAGCAUGUCCUCCAGGCCCCGGUGGAUAAUGAAGGGACAAUGAAGGACUUCUGCAGCCAGACCUGCCUGUCCUCCUUCAACUACAAGAAAAUCAUGUCUACCAAAAUUCCCAUCCUGCCGGUCUCGUCACAUUCACAAUGCAGCAUGUGCAGCAGAUAUUGCAUUAGCAAACACGAGAUCGUGCAGCAGGACGUCGUCCACAAGGUCUGCAGCGACCCCUGUUUUCUCCGUUUCUGCAACAUGAACAAACUGGCCAUUUGUGUAAACUGUCACUCCCACUGCAACACACCGCUCAUGCUCAGGAUGGAAGACGGCAACAAAAAACUAUGCAGUGGAGAGUGUUUGACCCAACUCAAAAAGAAAAUCAAAACACCGCAGCUGUGUGCCAUGUGCCACUCCUCAAAUCUGAUAUCAGACAUGGUUGAGAACAGAAACAGUGAAGACGUGGUGGAGCUCUUCUGCACCAGCAGCUGUGUGAUGGCGUCAAAGAUCCAGGCUGUCAGUGCAGCAGGUACUCCACUGAACUGUGACAACUGUGGAAAGACCACAGUACCGGCCUGCCACCUCGCCAUGUCAGAUGCUUCCAUCAGAAACUUCUGCACUCUAGCCUGCGCCAUGGCUUUUAAGGAGACCCAGAAAGACACGACUGCUGCCACUAACCCGACAGGAGCCUCUGACCAAACACAAUGUGAUUACCUCAAACCACCAGACAAACUGCCGUGUGCCCAGUGUCGACGCAUUAUAAAAACUACACCCAAGGUUGUGCAAAAAAAGUGCAAAAUGAAUUUCGUGUGCAGUCUGGCCUGUUCUCAAGAGUUUAAGAGGAUCAACAGCAUCAUGGGCAAGUGCGAAUACUGUAAGUAUGAGCGGAUCAUCAGAGAUGCCAAGAGGGUCAACGACAAAGACUGCUACUUCUGCAGUGACGGCUGUAAGAUGCUCUUUCGUCAUGACCUGGAGCAGGAGUGGGGGAAACACUGUCGGUCGUGUGCGUACUGCCACUCCAUCUCCAGGGCGGUGGUGACAGCGAAGUAUGAUGGCAAAGAUGAGGAGUUCUGCUCUGAAGACUGCAGCGCAAAUUACAACAUGCUCUUCUGCCGCGUCGCUAAGUGUGACACCUGCAGUCGUAAUGGGAAGCUGAGGCAGAGUCUUCCCAUGCUUGGGGAGGUCAAACACUUCUGUGACCUGAAAUGUCUCCUACACUUCUGUAAUAAAAAGCUCCAGAUGGUCAACACGGUCUCUUCACCUCCAAGAUUCUCAGGCACAGCGGAGUCCUCACCCGUCAUCGCUAACGUUAUCUCACUUGCUGGUACUCUGGCUCAGCAGACCAGUGCCUGCUCCAGCACUGAACAACCUGCCUCUGUCCCUGACAUCCAAACUAAGGUCAUUGGACAUGCCAGUAUUCAAACCAUCCCAAAGGAAGUGAAGAACAAGUCUAUGCUCUGUACACCUUUGGUCCACAACAAAGGAGUCUCCUGUACAACACAGACUAUCGACACAGAAGCACAAACAGACAACUUUCUACCUAAGGUCAUAGUGCUGCCCGUCCCAGUGCCAGUGUAUGUUCCCCUACCCAUGAAUAUGUACAGCCAGUUCACACCAAAGCCUGUGGGCCUGCCAUUACCGCUGCCUGUGCCCGUGUUCCUCCCUGAGCCGACAAUGAAAGAGAGGAUGGAGCCAGAACCCUCGGAGGGAAAACUCAACGUCAGGUCUGAGAUGGAGACAGAGCAGGAUGAGUGGCAGGAGAGAGAGAAUGGGCAAGAGGCUGGAGAGGUGACCAGAGAAGAAGACAGACAAGAAACUGAGGCCUUAAAGGACCACACCAGCAGCUGCAGGCAGGACUUGGUUGAAGAAGACCUGGAUAGUUUCAGCAGCCAGGAGGACUCAACCAGUCCACCACUCAGUCCAGCUCCUCCUCCUCCUCCUCCUCCAGACACAAGAGAGGAUCCCCAGAGCUCACCGAGGCCUGCGCCUGCUGCUCCACUGUUACAACAAACUCCGGGCAAAGUCCACAACCAGAACAAGUUGCUACAGUUGUCUAAGGAGACCUCUCAAAGAGACUGUUCGAAGGUCAUGUCUAGGAAGCACCACAAACUGAAGAGUCAGUGUGGGACUGACGCCUGGAAGAGAUGGAUUCAGUGGAGGGAAUCACAGACCAACCUGGACCCUGUGUCUUCACAUGUGCGGUUAAAGGAGGAUGUUCUUCACUGCUCCGCGGCUGAACUGAGCGACGGCCUCUGUCGCUUCGUCAGCGAGGUGAAACAACCUGAUGGAGAGCCGUACUCCCCUGACGGCCUGUUCUACCUCUGCCUCAGCAUACAACUGUACCUGUUUGAGAACGGUCGUAUGGAGAACAUAUUCAGUGAUCUGAUCUACAACAAGUUCUGCACAGACUUCACCAAAAUCCUCAAAACAUCAGUCACAGCCAGUGGUUCCAUCCACUCCCGUGUGGAGGAGGAGUUUCUCUGGGACUGUAAACAGCUGGGGGCGUACUCCCCCAUCGUCCUCCUCAACACUAUGCUCUUCUUCUGCUGCAAGUACUUCGGCUUCACCACGGUGGAGCAGCACCGCCAGCUGUCCUUCGCCCACGUCAUGCGCUGCACCAAAACCAACCCGAAUAACACCAAGACCACCUUCCUGCGCUUCUACCCGCCCCUAUCCAUACAUGAAGCAGAGCCAGAUACAGACGGUGUCCCAGCUAAAAGACGUAAGAAAAAUCAGAAUAUAGAGAAUUUCCUGGAGAUGAUGGAGAACACAGAGAACCCUCUACGCUGCCCGGUCAGACUCUAUGAGUUCUACCUCUCCAAGUGCUCGGAGUCAGUGAGGCAGCACAGCGACUUGUUCUACCUCCACCCGGACCACCGCUGCGUUCCCAGCAGCCCUCUGUGGUUCUCCUCCAGCCCUCUGGACGACAGCACCAUGGAGGCCAUGAUCGUACGAAUCCUCACCGUCAGAGAGCUGCAGGGGGACGAUGUGAGAUAGAAGAUGGACCGACAGAUACAGAAGACGAGGUGGAUUCAGACUGAUGAAGGCAGCUAAAUGACUUUUACAGUUUACAGUUAAAAAUGACUUUGAGUUUAAAAAUGUUUAAAUUGUGAAAAUCAUUCCAUUAAACAGAAAUAGUGAAAUUA